Molecule: messenger RNA, 6620 nt
Organism: Diabrotica virgifera virgifera (western corn rootworm)
Lineage: Eukaryota; Metazoa; Arthropoda; Insecta; Coleoptera; Chrysomelidae
Product: serine/threonine-protein kinase RIO3-like
Exons: 5
Coding region: 160-1458 (432 amino acids)
Biological process (GO): maturation of SSU-rRNA; protein phosphorylation
Cellular component (GO): cytosol; preribosome, small subunit precursor
Molecular function (GO): protein serine/threonine kinase activity; ATP binding
Source: RefSeq, a predicted model, not a curated record
UUGGCGCAACUCAGAAUUUAAAAAAAGUGUAAAAUUUUUUAUGGUGCAAUAAUGAUUCAUAAUAUUCAUAUUUCUACGAAAAUAAUUGCGCACUUGAACACAGUAUUUAAAUCGGUAAUAUUCUGAUUUCUGAUUGUAAGUGCUUAUUGCUAAUAAAAAAUGACGUCUCCCUGGGCAAAAAUUGAACAACCUCAUCUACUAAGACUGGAAGAAAUUAUAUCCGAAGAAGUCGCCAAAAAAUUGCAAGAAAAAGAAGAUAAAAGAUUGAAGCAAGAGACUAAAGAAGGAAUUGAAAACCCAGUGGGAUUACCUGUUGGAUUUGUAAACGAUAAGAUUUGUGAUAUUGAUGAACAAGAACAAUCCAGGAAAGAAUUGAAUACAUCUUCCAAUGUGUCACUAGUUAAUCAUUGUAGAACAGAUUCUUUUGAUAGAGAUUCAGUCAGUGACUCAGAUGAAGAAGAAAUUUUAGACGAGGAUGAAAGAAAAUUCUGGGACAAAUUUGAAACUUUAGGACCCGAAUUUGUUUUAAAACCACAGUGUUCUUACAAAGUCCUACAGAACAGACACAUGCUGACAAAAGGUUAUGGUGUGAUGGAAGAAAUUAAAAGUGCCUUUAAGUUGAGACUAUUUCCAUUUAGAUUCCUUUCCGAUCCUAUCAAAUGUUUUCCAGAAAACAGUACAUAUAGCAUACUUUAUACAAUGAUAGAAACACAAGUUUUGAACCACGUAAAUGGUAUUAUUAAUAUAGGCGAAGAAGCAAUACUUGUCCAUGGCAAUUCACAUCCCUCUUCCAAGGAAUGUGCUAUAAAAGUCUAUAAAACGAUUUUAUCCGAUUUCAAAGGAUGUGAUAAAUUUCAGAAAUAUGAUCAUAGAUUCAAGAACAGAAAACAAGGCAAAGUUUCUAGAGGGACCAUAAGUAUUUGUGCCGAGAAGGAAAAGAAUAAUCUGAUGCGAGCAUACGAGGCUGGAGUACCUUGCCCAAAAGUAUUGGCACUUGAUAAACACAUAUUGGUGAUGGAGUUUCUUGGGGAAAACCAAUUGUGUGCUUUAACAUUAAAACAUGCCCAACUCACAGAUGAUGAUUGGGUGAAAGCUUAUGGACAGGUUAUUGAAAGUAUGAAAAAUCUCUACAAUAAAGCAAACUUGAUACACGCAGAUCUAACAGAAAAUAAUAUCUUGUGGCAUCAAGACAAAUGCUACUUUAUCGAUCUCAGCGAAUCUCUAGAGAGUGACCAUGAGGAAGCGUUUGUAUGUUUGUACAGAGAUUGUACAAAUAUAACAACUUUCUUUUCUGAGAUGGAUGUACCAGAAGUUGCUACACCAAUUGAGCUGGUUAGUUAUAUAACAGGCUUCGAUUUUGGCGAUCUCGUUGCCUUUCCUGAUUUAAAAGAGGCUUAUAAACGACAAGUGAAACCGCAGACAGCCAUAUGCCCUGAACAGAUCGAACGUACAAUUUAGUUUUCCUUCGAAGAAAGCAAACAAUUCCUGUUACUACCUCAAUUCAAUUUAAAUAUUUAGGUCAUAUCUACAGUACCUUAAGAUACACUCCGAGAAAUUAUGCCUCAUUUUCAUAGUUGAUUUUUUCGUGAACAGAUUAAUGAAUUCCGCUACGCUACAGUCAAUCGGAGUAGUUUUGACCCACUUUUGUUGAUUUUUUCUAAAUAUUUUUUAAAACAAAUCUCAAUUGUGCCUAGAAGCAGAAAUUUUGUGGGUUCGGGAUGUUAAGAUUGUAAUUUUUAGAUUUUAAAGCUUUUAUGUAAUAAGAAAAACUUAAUGUUGUUCUGAAACUAUUUCCUUGUGGCAUUUUUAUAAUCAACUAUUUUCAAUGGGAAAUAAGCCACAAUUUUACCUAUUUUCAACUAAAUAAUGAAUUCUAUAAACAAAAUUUUGGUCUAGCAAUGGGCUCUUCUUUAUCUCCAUUAUUGGCUAAUAUAUUUAUGGAGGAUUUCGAAACUAAUAUCAUUUCUAAACAAAAUUUAAAACCCACUUUAUGGUGGAGAUAUAUGUAGAUGACUUGUUUUCAAUAUGGCCUCAUAGAUCAGAAUUGUUGGAUACAUUCCUGAAUAUUAUAAACGAUUAAGAAGAGACAAUAAAAUUUACAAUGGAAAAGGAAUAUAAUAACAGUCUGCCUUUCCUCGAUGUUUGAGUCUCAAAGAAGGAUACUGGAUAUGAGACUCAAGUGUAUAGAAAACCAACACACACCAACAGAUAUCUCAAUUACAAAUCAAAUCACAACAUCAACGUUAAAAGGGGAUCACUAAAUCCUUAUAUGAUAGAGCCAAAAUUACUUGUUCUAACGAAAAUUCAUUGUUAUAAGAAAAACAAUUGUUAACAUCUGUUUUAUUAAAAAAUGAUUAUCCUUUAUCGUUUAUAAAUAAGGAAUUGUCAAGAUUGGAUGGCAUAGAACAGAACAACGUAGAACGGGAUCCUAUAACAUCCACAAGAAAUAAUAUGAGAAAAAUAUCAAUACCAUAUAUAAAAGGACUAUCCGAGAAACUUAAAACAAUAGAAAAUAAAUUCAACAUUUCAACAACAUUCAAAACAACAAACACAUUGUUCAUAGAUCUAUUUUAUCUAAAACUAAACCUAACAAUGAACAAGAAAGAACAAAGAAUUGUAUUUAUAAAAUACCUUGUGAAUGCGGACCAUUUUAUUUAGGUGAAACAUCAAGACCAUUAAACGUUAGAAUAAGUGAACAUCAGUCUUAUAUUAAAAAUAGAGAAUUUGAUAGAUCUCAAAUAUGUCAACACGCAUGGGAUAAUGAACACAGAAUUCAGUGGAGAGAUUCAAGUAUAGUCCUGAAAGAAUCAGAUAGUAAAAAGAGAAAAAUCAAAGAAACGGCUCUAAUUAUGCUAAAUGAAACCAAUUGUGUCGCAAAUUCCUCGGUAGAAUGCAGUAGGAUGUGGUUACCCAUACUGAAAGAGGAAGUCAAUAGAAAGAAAAUACCCCGAUUAGUAAGUCAAUAACAUAUCGAGUUAGUACAUAUUUUAUAUUUUAGUAUUAUGUAUAUGUUACAGUUUAAGUUGAUUAUCCAGUUGGAGUUGACUCCAACUAGUUGGAGUCAACUCUAACGGCUGGUUUCAGUAAAAGUUGAUUAUAAAUAUAAAAUGAAGAUUUAUAUUCAACAUUUACUAGUAAAAGUAGACUCCAACUAGGAAAAGUAUACUCUUACCAAUGCCAUUUAGUAAAAGUUGAUUCUGAUUCACACAAACAGCCGAUUCUAGAAAUUAAAUGUUACUGAAUAUGUUCAAAUUAGUCUAGGCUGUAUCGUCGCCCCCGUUAGGUAAAUUACUCCGAUUCAAAUUUUUUGCACAAACUUACUUAAAAAGAGGUCCUUAUAACAAAUGUACUGGGUGCCAGGCAGUAACUUAAUCGAUAAAUUGUUUAAACAAUUUUUUUUUAGACAAAUUCAUCAUUUGGGUUAUUCUGAGCAAAAAAGGUAUUUUGUGAUUUUUCACUAAAAUUGAUUGUUGUCGAGUUAUACGCGAUUUAAAAUUUGAAAAAUGCGAAAAUAUCCAUUUUCAAGGCUUAAUAACUCGGUUAAAAUUCAUUAUUAUGAAAGUCAGAAAGUGACCAAAUCAAAGUUUAUAGCCCCCUCUACAAAAUCCAGCAGAAAUUUUUGUCACUAUUUUAUUACCAAGCUUUAUCUUUAAUUAUUAACAAUGAGCGCUAAGUGCGUAUUAGGCGGCCGUCAAUGGUGAGUGCUAAAGAGAUGCACCAUUCCAGCCGUCCAAUGGUGCUUCUCACUCGCACUCACAUUGACGGCCGCCUCAAUACACGGUUAGCGCUCAUUGUUGAUAAUUAAAAAUAAUAUCGUAUUAAUGAAAUAAUGACAAAAAUUUCUUCAGGAUCUUAUAGAGGUAGCUUUAAUCUUUGAUUUUUUUUAGUUUCUGACUUUCAUAAUACAUAAUAUCGUAUGGCAUUUUUGCCUUUCGGAUAGUUCCGGCGCCAAUUACAUCUUUAACCCUGUUUCAAGUAACUAGUGUCGAUGUACACUAGCCCAGGGGGACCGACUGCUUAACGUGCUCUCCGAGGCACGGUGAGACGGCUCGUGUCAUUAUUGAAAAUGAAAAUGGUUUGUCUUUAGCAGAGCUCGACUCGAACCCACGUGCACUGGCGUAUGAGGCCAGCGAUUAUGCCGUUACUCCACGGCCGCUCGCUCGACUUUCACAAUAAUUACCUUUAACCGAGUUAUUAAACCUUGAAAAUGGUUAUUUUGGUGUUUUUCAAAUUUUAAGUCGCUAAUAACUCGACAACAGUCAAUUUUAGAGAAAAAAAAGGCCCAACGGAUCUAAAAAAAAUUUGUACGAAGUGAAAAAAUUAUGUAUUUUUGCGAAUUUGUUUAAAAUCAUUGUUUAUCGCCAAACUUCACUAAAAUCAUUCAUUAUUGUACUCAUUUGCCCUCAUUUUCGGCAGUAAAGUAACACUUUGUUGUAUUGAAAGAAGAAUGUUACUUUACCUGCCGCGAUUAUUAAUCAAAUUAACCGAGAUUGAAUGUAAGUGGUCAAUGGCAGCACUCGAUUAUUUAUUUGAGUGAAAUUAAAAUUUAUUUACUUUAAUUAUUAAAAAUAUUGUACAAAAUUUAUCUUAUUAUUAAUAAAAUUUAUGUCAAAAAGUAAAAUUCUGUAGUGUUUCGCAAUAGGGCUUUUCAUUCACAGUCAUUUGUUUCGAGCUUCUGUCAUAUGUCGUAUAAUCCGUGUAUAUUAAUAUUAUACACAGAUUAUACAACAUAUGACAGAAGCUAGAAACAAAUGACAAUCGAUGAAAAGCCCUAUUAUAUUCAUACAAAAUAAAUUAAAACUUUACAGAUUUAGUAAUUAGGUAGGUAUACAAUAUUGAUAACUAUCGAUUAAACAUCAAAACCGGCCAUCAUGCAAAAGUCAUCUGUCAUACAAAUUUUUUAUUUCGUCUAAAAUAAAAAAAAAUUCCUCAAAGUUGUAAGUAAGUGUUAAUAAUGUUUUUUACGAUUGACGAUACAAUUUUGUACGCACCACCUCAAUACUCUUUAUCGAAAGCGUCUGUUCCUCUGCUCGUAAUGUCAGACUCGUUCGAUAAAGAGUCACUUUACUGACUGACUUUACUGAAAUUGGUUAAACAAUUUUUCGACCGCGGUACCGCGUGACACCCUGUGUAUUUGUUAUAAGGAUUGUUAUACGGAUGUAUUUCUUUGAGUAAGUUUGUGCAAAAAAUCGAAUCAGAAUAAUUUACCUAACGGGGUCGACGUUACAGACUAUACUAAUAAGUAGUUGAAACGGUCAAAACAAAGAAACGCACACUCAUCAAAAAUGCACUUGAGAUUCUCGUAUAAUCAACAUUUACUGAAUCGAUCCAGGCAGAGUCAACUCCAACUAGUAAAAGUUGAUUUAAAUUUUUAAAAUCAACUUUUACUGCUCGUUUCAGUUGGAGUUGACUCCAACUAGUUGGAGUCAACUCUAACUGAGAAUCAACUUGAACUGUAACAUUUAUAAUAUCUAUGUACUAUUAAUAUUAUUUAUAAUUUAAAAUAGCAUAUACAGUAGAAUCCCGAUUAUCCGGGUGCGGAUUAUCCGUGCUAUGAUUUUCUAUUACUCAAGUUGCAUUUUUGAGGUUUUAUCAAAAUAGCGUCAUCGUAACUCACUUGACGGAAACUCUAUAUGACGAAAGAGAGACUCAUAAUGAAAGAUUUAUUUUUUUCUGUUAUUUUUUAUGGUAGGUACAUAUUAUUAUGUAUUUGUAUACGUACAUAAUAUGUAUUAUACAUAAUAAAUACAUGUUCGGAUUAUCCGUGCCACCCUUCGGUCCCGAGGAGCACGGAUAAUCGGGCUUCUACUGUAUAUACAUAUACUAAAGUCAGAAUUUGGUAUUAGAUUUGAAAGUAAACUAAAUGUAAGCCCAAAUACUUACGAUGUCGGGAUAGUAUCACGAGGUUUUUUCCUGGUUUUCCCUCGUGAUUUACUAUGGAAUCUCUAGCGCGAGAAUUUUACUGCCACCGUUGCAUUUGCUUGUCUUUUUAAAGACAGAUCACAUGCUAUGAUUUUUUGUGACUGAUAUUCUUGAGUUGGGUUAAUUUCAUGUAAUCAAAUGAACUAUUUUUUACUAAAGUCGUCCCAGGAACGCAACUCAUCAAUAUUGGCAAUAUCAUUUUAAAGUCUUUACUUUAAAAUGUAUAAUAAAUGUCUGAAUUGCCGAUAUAAAUGAGUCAGAUUAAAUUAAUUAUUAGAAGAAUUUUUUUACUAAGCAACAACAUUUUUGUUUAAUAUUAUUUUGUAUUUUGACAACGACACCCAACUUGGGCGUCGAAACGUUAAUAAAAUAAUUUUUUUGAUAAAAUUGUGGCUUAUUUCCCAUUGAAAAUAGUUGAUUAUAAAAAUGCUACAAGGAAAUAGCUUUAGAACAACACUAAAGAAAAAUCUAAAAUAAUAAUAAAAAAACUAGAGGAAUCCGUUAAUCUGUUCACGAAAAAAUCAACUAUGAAAAUGAGCAUAGUUUUCUAUAUAUUUAACUUAUGCCUCGCACCGAAAAAAAUGACAGAGUAUUAUUAUAUUUAAAAACUGUAUUCUAGUCACUUAAAAAACUAUUAUUUUUUUAAAUGUUAUUGAAUGUAUUUUGCAUUUUGUUCAAUAAAUAUUAUUUUGGAAUAA